Molecule: messenger RNA, 444 nt
Organism: Condylostylus longicornis
Lineage: Eukaryota; Metazoa; Arthropoda; Insecta; Diptera; Dolichopodidae
Exons: 1
Coding region: 1-444 (147 amino acids)
Source: RefSeq, a predicted model, not a curated record
AUGUGGGAGAGUGAAAGAAUCCCGGAAUCCUGGAAGCAGAGGAUAAUUAUAAAAAUCCCGAAGGUGCUGGCACUUAUAAUUCUGUCCAGAAUUGAACCGAAAAUUGAAAAAACUAUACGGGAAGAGCAAGCUGGGUUCAGGAAACAAAGGGAAUGCAUAGACUACUCAAACACUCUGAGAUUAUUUGUGGAACAAUCGAUUGAAUGGAAAUCCCCAUUAUACAUAACAUUCGUUGACUUUGAGAGAUCAUUCGACACAGUAAGGCGAGAGGCCAUACGGAAAGCAUUAACUAGUAGAGGAAUACCACAAAAAAUAAGCAAACUCAUACAAGCUCUUUACAAAGAUGCUGAAGUUAGAGUCCUCCAUAAUGGUAAAUUGAGUGAACUACUACGCAUCGAAGCUGGUGUUGUACAGGGUUGUCCACUCUCUCCCUAUUCAACAUAG